AAGAGAUCCUUUUGGUAAACAACAGCCAUUACAAUUCUACUACAUUCCGACUAAAAGAAAACAAGAUAGCUUGCCAAAAUGGCGAGUCAAAAGUUUGACCCUGACAGCGAUAUUCCGAGCCUUUCAGGCAAGGUCAUUCUUGUGACUGGUGGCAAUAUCGGCCUCGGGCAGGAAUCCAUUCUGCAAUUGGCCAAACAUGAUCCAAAACGCAUAUACCUCGCAGCGCGCAGCGAAGAAAAGGCCCGAAAGGCAAUGGAAGCUAUUGAACAAAAGAUAGGCGCCGCAAAAUCCUCGGUCAUCACAUUUCUGCCGCUCGAUUUGGGCUCGUUCGAUAGCGUCCGUAAGGCCGCCGACACGGUCAAGUCGCAAACAGACGAGCUCCACAUCCUGCUUAACAACGCAGGCAUUAUGAUGACGCCGGCCGCCAAAACUAAGGACGGUUACGAGGAACAGUUUGGUGUUAACCACAUGGGCCAUGCAUUGCUUACCCGCCUGCUGCUUCCGCUGCUCGAAAAAACUGCCAAGAGUGGCGCUGACGUCCGCAUCGUCAACCUCUCAUCGUCCGGUGAGAUGCUGGCCGCCACCGAUUGUUUUAAGGACAUGUCGAGGUACAAGACCACCAUGGAGGAUGUGCAAACGGUUAAACGAUACGGUGCGGCUAAGCUGGCCAACGUCUACCACGCGCAAAUGCUCGCGCAGAAAUACCCCAGCAUCAAGGCUGUAUCGCUCCACCCGGGGGUUGUUAAGACCAACCUGAUGUCGCGUAUGAAGGAGAGCUGGCCCAUAUUAGGACCGAUCGUUUCUUCAAUCAUCAGCAACGUCUUUUGCACAUCUGUAGCAGACGGCGUCAGGAACCAGCUUUGGGCGGCCGUAAGCAAUGAUGUUGUUAGUGGCGAGUUUUACCACCCCGUCGGCCUCUUGGGUAAGGGCUCGCCGGCGACUAAGAAGGUGAAGGAGGCUGAAAAUUUGUGGGAGUGGACCGAGAAGGAAUUGGAUGCGUAUUUGAACAAGUGAGGCUACUUGGUAGGGGAGAG
This is a messenger RNA of Pyricularia oryzae 70-15, 1034 nucleotides long. RefSeq names its product retinol dehydrogenase 12. The record is from RefSeq and is a predicted model, not a curated record. The transcript has a single exon. The coding region runs from base 79 to 1014 and encodes 311 amino acids. Lineage: Eukaryota; Fungi; Ascomycota; Sordariomycetes; Magnaporthales; Pyriculariaceae.